AUGGAAAAGACCUUCUCGCAUAGACGCCUGGAGAUUGUGGAACAAAAACCCAGGAUUGCAGAAGUCAAGGACAGAUGGCCUGCCCUGUUUACACCAAAUGGAGUAAAUGACGAAUUCGUACGGAUCACGACAAAGCCACUCGUCUCAAAGUUUCUCUCCCAGUUGGAUCACUUCUCUGAGAAGCUCAUCAGCAUAUUUAAGCCCAAGGGAGGAGCCAAAGGUCUGAAAAUCCGCCGACUUCUAGAACAAAGUGAGGAGGAUGGGGGUGUACCUUACCUGAACUGGCUAAAACUGUUUUCUAAGUUGGCGUGCAGCUGA
This is a messenger RNA of Knipowitschia caucasica, 318 nucleotides long. Lineage: Eukaryota; Metazoa; Chordata; Actinopteri; Gobiiformes; Gobiidae. The record is from the annotation of a GenBank genome assembly.